This is a messenger RNA of Hevea brasiliensis (rubber tree), 3136 nucleotides long. Its product is annotated as phosphate transporter PHO1 homolog 1. The transcript is spliced from 14 exons. Gene Ontology annotation, molecular function: inositol hexakisphosphate binding. Bases 299 to 2701 code for a protein of 800 amino acids. NCBI's taxonomy places the organism in Eukaryota, Viridiplantae, Streptophyta, Magnoliopsida, Malpighiales, Euphorbiaceae. Gene Ontology annotation, biological process: phosphate ion transport; cellular response to phosphate starvation. Gene Ontology annotation, cellular component: cytoplasm; Golgi apparatus; trans-Golgi network. The record is from RefSeq and is a predicted model, not a curated record.
CGUGAGAGCAUGUUGGUCGGAAGUCAUCACAUAUUCUCAUCCGGUGGCGGUUUGGUCAAUUUCCGGCUAAUCUUAGCCACUAUAAUUAUAACCUUCAAGUGGAGGAGAGACGGGAUAUUUUGGAAUAUGCUCUUCGAAGCAUCAAUGUCCUUGCAGUGAUAAUACAUAUUCUCUUUUCUCACUAGUCGUUCCCCAUAAAUUAUGGUGCUCAUGAGUAACAAUUGAAACACAUUUUCGACAUUAGCUAACUAGCCUCACGUAGAGCAUAACUCUCAUUUCUUUUACCGAGAAAGAAAGGAUGGUGAAGUUCUCCAAGCGGUUUGAGGGUCAGCUUGUGCCUGAGUGGAAAGAGGCCUUUGUUGAUUACUGGCAACUUAAGAAAGACCUCAAAAAGUUCCAUCUGCUUCAUAGCAACACGACCACCACCACCACCACCAAGACUCACCACCAGGUCCACCACCACCACCACCAACAUGCCUCUUUGUCCAACUUCUUUUCUUCUCUUCAGAAGUAUUCUCCAAUUCCAUUGCCCCAUCAAUGUAGAGAUCACCAUGGAGCCAUUCUAGUUCAUAAGAAAAUUUCAUCAUCCGCGAGUAGGGGCGAUUUGUACGAAACUGAAAUUCUUGAGCAAUUUGAGGAUACUGAAGCUGUCAAGGAGUUCUUUGCUUGUUUGGACUUUCAACUUAACAAAGUGAAUCAAUUUUACAAAACUAAGGAGAAAGAGUUCUUGGAGAGGGGGGAAUCCUUGAAGAAACAAUUGGACAUUCUCACUGGGCUCAAAACUGCUUGCAAGCAACAGCGUGGCAAUGGAGCUUCUGGUCAGGACUCCAAGGAGGACGUAUCUAUAUCAUGCACCAUCUCUUGUGAGGAGGACUCUGUAAAGGACAGAACAGAAGAAGAGCAGGUGCAAGAAACCAGCUCAGAUGACUUGGAAAAAAAUGAAGGGCUAGACUCCCCAAGAUCAGAAGAGAUGGGACAAUCAAUGGGAAUGAAAAGAGAAGAGAACAAACUGAGGACACUCUCCGGUUGUGUUAUCAAUUGCCAGGGAAAGAACUUAAAGAUAAACGUUCCUUUAACAACACCUUCUCGUACCUUUUCUGCUCUUAGUUAUCUAGUUUGGCAAGAUUUAAUUAACCAGUCGUCCAAGAAAUGCAACCCUGAAGGAAAGAGACUGCAUGUCAACAAAACAAAGUUGCAUCAUGCGGAGAAGAUGAUUAAAGGAGCUUUUGUUGAGCUCUAUAAAGGACUAAGUUACCUCAAGACUUACAGGAACUUGAAUUUGCUAGCUUUUAUAAAGAUUUUGAAGAAGUUUGAUAAGGUCACUGGAAAGCAAGUUCUUCCCAUCUAUCUAAAAGUUGUUGAAAGUUCCUAUUUUAACAGCUCUGACAAGGUAAUGAAUUUAGUUGACGAAGUUGAGGAGCUAUUUGGUAGACAUUUCGCUCAAGAGGACAGAAGAAAGGCCAUGAAAUAUCUUAAACCCCAACAACGUAAAUUAUCACACAGUGUAACCUUCUUCAUUGGAUUGUUCACUGGGUGCUUCAUUGCUCUUCUUGCUGGAUAUGUUAUAAUGGCUCAUAUUACUGGGAUGUACAGACGACAGGCAGAUACAGUCUACAUGGAAACUGUCUAUCCUGUGCUUAGCAUGUUCAGCCUGCUGUUCCUACACUUCUUUCUGUAUGGUUGCAACAUUUUUAUGUGGAGGAAGACUAGGAUAAAUUAUAGCUUUAUUUUUGAAUUUGCCCCUACCAAGGAGCUUAAGUACAGAGAAGUGUUCUUGAUGUGUACCGUGGCGAUGACUGCUGUAGUUGGAGUCAUGUUUAUUCAUUUGUCACUUCUUACAAAAGGGUAUUCGUAUUCCCAAGUUCAAGCCAUCCCUGGUCUUCUGUUAUUGAUGCUCCUGUCAUUGCUAGUGUGCCCCUUCAACAUAUGCUACCGGUCUAGUCGUUACCGUUUCCUUUGUGUAAUAAGGAGCAUCAUUUUUUCACCUCUCUAUAAGGUUGUGAUGCUGGACUUCUUCAUGGCUGACCAACUCUGUAGUCAGGUACCAAUGCUUAGGAACCUUGAGUAUGUGGCAUGUUACUAUAUAACCGGGAGCUUCAAAACACAGGACUAUGGCUACUGCAUGAGGGCCAAGCAUUACAGUGAUCUUGCUUAUGCUGUGUCCUUCCUGCCAUACUACUGGAGAGCUAUGCAGUGUGCCAGGCGAUGGUUCGAUGAAGGACAGACAAGCCACCUUGUCAAUCUAGGCAAGUACGUAUCAGCUAUGUUAGCAGCAGGAGCCAAAGUGGCCUAUGAGAAAGAAAGGAGCGUUGGAUGGCUGUGUCUUGUUGUGGUUAUGUCAAGUGCUGCGACAGUUUACCAAUUGUAUUGGGAUUUUGUAAAGGAUUGGGGUUUGCUCCAAAUGAAUUCCAAGAACCCUUGGCUAAGGAAUGAAUUAAUGCUUCGUCGAAAGUUCAUUUACUACUUCUCCAUGGGAUUGAACCUCAUCCUCAGGCUUGCUUGGUUACAGACAGUCCUGCAUUCAAAUUUUGAACAUGUUGAUUAUAGAGUAACUGGGCUAUUCUUGGCUGCCCUUGAAGUCAUUAGAAGAGGGCAGUGGAAUUUUUACAGGUUGGAGAAUGAGCAUCUAAAUAAUGCUGGUAAGUUUAGAGCUGUUAAAACAGUGCCACUUCCUUUUCAUGAAGUGGAUGAGGAAGACUGAUGCCCAUUAGCAGCAGUUGACUGCAGAAUUCGAUUCGGGAUCAAUUUCAACCAAAAAUUUCCAUUAGGCGCUUAACGUCCUCGCACGAGUUGUUGUAACAAUACACAUCAACUUGAUUAUUAUUGUUCCAUGGAUAUCGGAAAAUAAAAGGGUUCAUACUUGUAUAAAGAAUGUUCUUCGAGGAUAAGAAGAUCAUAAGUCCUCGCCUUUUUCAGAAUAAUCUUGCUAGCUCUGUGUUUGUGUACAGAUUCUUGCUCCAGAUUAGACCUUGUUAAAGAAAAAUAAUCUGACAAAUCCAAUUUGAGUUGAUGUUCAACUCCUUAUUGCAUUGAAAUCCCUGCUUCCUGAAGAUGUGCUCUAGCAGACUUUUAUAACCCACUUCCGCAAAGCAACAACAAAUUUGAGACGGUGUAAUGACAUAGUGAAUUCAUAGAA